Cotesia glomerata is the source of this 1776-nucleotide messenger RNA. RefSeq names its product mitochondrial import inner membrane translocase subunit TIM44. Gene Ontology annotation, molecular function: protein-folding chaperone binding. The coding region runs from base 87 to 1451 and encodes 454 amino acids. Gene Ontology annotation, cellular component: mitochondrial inner membrane. Gene Ontology annotation, biological process: protein import into mitochondrial matrix. The record is from RefSeq and is a predicted model, not a curated record. Lineage: Eukaryota; Metazoa; Arthropoda; Insecta; Hymenoptera; Braconidae. The transcript has 4 exons.
UUUCUAGUAACUUAAUAUUUUAACUAGAGAGUUGUCAGUCCCUUUUCGGAAUUAUUUAAUAAAGUUCGGAAAAAGUUGACGAUAAAAUGCUUCGAAAUCUAAUAGCAUGCAGGACCAGUCUCGCAGAUCUUACAAAGGCGACGCAAAGAAGAAGAAAAAUUUAUUGUGGUUUCAAGGAAUGUUUAUUGAUACAAUUACCUGAAAGAACAAUAACACCGUUUGUUGUAGGAUCAAAUAAUCAAUUGAGGUAUUACAGUAAUCAAGCUAGAAGACCAAAUUUCUUUUCUCAAUUUUUUGAUAAUAUUAAGCAAGAAAUGCAGAAAAAUAAAGAUAUGAAGGAAUCGCUUAAAAAAUUCCGCGAAGAAGCUGAAAAGUUAGAACAGUCAGAAGCAUUGAAAUCAGCGAGACAGAAAUUUCAUACUGUUGAGUCUGAAGCUUCUAAAGGAUCAGAAGUAUUAAAAGAAAAAUUAGAUGUACUUAAGGAAAAAGUUCAAGGAGUGAUAGAGGAAGCUAGCAAAACGGAGCUUGGUAAAAAAGCGGGUCAGUUGGGUGAAGAAAUUUCAAAAUCAGCCAAGGGGGCUGCUGAGUCGAUUUCUGAAAAAAGUCAAGCUAUUAGUAAAACUAGUACGUUUCGAACAAUUUCCCAGACUGCUGAAGUUGUACGCAAAGAGUUGGAUAACAAUGGUAUGCGGGAUCAUGUUUAUGUUCCUUUAAAAAAAUUAAGAAAACGUAAAGAAAUUUUGGAGAGAGAAGAUACAAUAGUUGAAGCUAAUGAUCAAGAUAAGAAUGUAGAAUUACAUAAAGACUCAAAAUUUUCUCAAUCUUGGCAAAACUUUAAGGACAAUAAUCCAUACGUCAAUAAAGUUUUGGAUUGGAAAAUGAAGUAUGAAGAGUCCGAAAAUUCAGUAAUACGCGCCUCAAGGUUACUAACUGAAAAAGUAACAGAUAUGAUGGGUGGUUUGUUUCAAAAAACAGAACUUUCUGAAACAUUGACCGAAAUAUGUAAAAUAGAUCCAAAUUUCGACAAAAUUAAUUUUUUGAAAGACUGUGAAACUGAUAUAAUACCUAAUAUACUAGAAGCUAUGAUUCGAGGAGACUUGGAGAUAUUAAAAGAUUGGUGUCACGAAGGUCCAUAUAACAUAAUUUCACAGCCUUUGAAUACGGCAAAAAAAUUAGGUUACCGAUUGGACAAUAAAAUUCUUGACAUCGAUAAUGUGGAUCUCGUGAUGGGAAAAAUGAUGGACCAGGGGCCGGUAUUAGUGAUAAGCUUUCAAACGCAACAAAUAAUGUGUGUAAGAGACUCCAAUAAUAAUGUCGUGGAAGGUGAUCCUGAUAAAGUGAUGAGAUAUAAUUAUGUUUGGGUACUGUGUCGUGAUUCAACUGAACUAGACCCACGGUCAUGCUGGCGGUUACUUGAAUUGAGUUUCAGCAGUAGCGAGCAAUUUCUCUAGCGAAAACUUCAACUGACUUACGAUUUUGUUCUUUUUAAAAGCCAAGAAAUUAGAGAAAAAAAGCUUUUUUUAGUAUCGUAUGUUGUAAAUUAUUAUUGAAUUUUUUUUAAAGUUUAAGAUUUAUCAUUCAUGUGACUAUAUAUCGUUUAAACGUUCAGUACCACCUGUAAAUCCUAGAACAGAUUUAUUUAUUCGAGUUAAACUUGAUACUUGCAUUAGGAGAAUUUAGAAAUGUGUACUUUUUUUUAUUGAAAAUAUUAUCAGUUUUAUAGACGCAUAUAUUUUUAAGUUACAUAUGGCGUAAUUUAUAUGUAAAAUAUAUACG